Dreissena polymorpha is the source of this 1759-nucleotide messenger RNA. RefSeq lists its product as uncharacterized. Lineage: Eukaryota; Metazoa; Mollusca; Bivalvia; Myida; Dreissenidae. The record is from RefSeq and is a predicted model, not a curated record. Bases 137 to 754 code for a protein of 205 amino acids. The transcript has 3 exons.
UUAUUAGUGUACUACGAGUACGCUGACCACUGCUGUAACUGCACAUAGCAGUGUUCAAUCGUACAGGACGUCAUGUGACACUAAAGGCCUGGAUGGCGUCCCUCUUGGUUUAGCUAUUGGACUGCUGUUUGUUGGAAUGGUGAUCGGAGCCGUGAUUACCUGCUUGCUAUGUGUAUGUGUCCCGACACUGAACAGGAAAGCUUCAUCAGUUUUGAGUACUCAGAAACCAAAAAAAGAUAUGAUGAUACCAUCCGUACCGCAAACGAGUUUCCAACUAGAACACAAUAGCAAUUUGUCCGUGUAUGAUAAUCGGGACUCGCACAUCUACACAGGCAUUCAGACAGAAAUACCGCUGCUUGAAGGAAGACAAAUAACAUCGCCCUUAUACAACGUUAUUUCUGAAGACGGUGUUCCGGCGCCUGCUACCGAAGGCCCCAAUACCGAUUAUCAAGCGCUCAAAGAAAGCAGUUCAGACGACCCUUACCGUCAUAUUGAUGUACCGGGGGAUAGCAUGAACAAUUCAAUUGGACCGAAAGAACUCGAAGAUGAGAGUGACGAGGCCACCAACCACAAUUACUUUAAGUUGAGUCCACAAAAGAUGUGUUCCGAGGACACGCCUGCCAAGGCAGAAAAAACUGAUAGCACUGCUUAUUUUGUGCUAGUGAAGGAUCCAUCUGUUGACGAGGAACCAAUCUGCGAGUCGCAACACAAUUAUUUUAUUUUGGAAAAUGAAAACGAUUUGACAGUCAAAUAAUAUUUGAGUGACUGUAUUCGUGCAAUCCGAAAAGUUUAAAAGUUAAACAGUUUCUGUUGUAAAUAAUAUAUAGAACACGUUCUUUAUUUCUAUAAAUGUAUAUCAGUCACUGUUUAUACGCCUUUAAAUAGGAAAUUCCGUCAAAAUUUGUCUUCAAUUUAUGUUUCAUAUACAUAUAUUGUCAAGACUUAUUUCAUGUUUGUAAGCAUAUUAAGCUUAAGUUCGAUGCAUUCACUGCCAAUAUAUUUCUUACUAAUCAUGUCGUGGAAUAAAACUUAAAUUGUAAAAAUACACUUAAACAGAUAACACGAAAAUAUGACAGAACAUUAUGUAUGUCUUUUGUUAUUACAUAUUGUGAUUGUUUGAAUAAUCAUCAUGGUAUCAUUUGGCAAGCACAUACAUACAAUUAUUCUAAUCCUAAAUACAUAUCAUGACCGAGGGAACAUUUUUAAUUAUUAGUUUGAAUUGAUUAAUUGAUGAUUGGCUUAUCUUCAACAAGAAAUAAUUACUAGUUAAAUUUUCCAUUAAAACACAUUUUCAUACUUACGAAAUGUAUUUUAUCGGUAUAUAUUUACUGAAAACAGAUUAUCCGCAACAAUCUUAAAUGUCACUCGGCCGGAGUACAUAUACUUACUUCAUAACAGUAGUGCAAUCAAAAAAAAAAGCUUUCUAUUUGAAUAUAUUACAUUUAUGUAAAAUAAAUGAACACUUGUUUAGAAUAUGAGAAAGGUAGUCACAUAAUAGUUUAAUAACUUUGCAUUCUACAGAAGUCAUUAGCAACUAUCUAAUAUCAAUAGCAAAUGCAACAACGGAGAUUUUAGAAAUAUUCCGUGUUUUUUUAUCAAACAGGUAGACAACUCAAAGAUGGAAGCUAUACUGAUGUUUUUUGAGUAUUGCUAUUUUUUAAGUCGCGCACACUAUUUUCAUAUUGUUCUUUUUAUUAAACUGAAAUUUUACAAACUUUUAACCUUCCAGUAUAAGCUAGAAUAAAUUCGUGGAUAUAAA